Ordospora colligata OC4 is the source of this 315-nucleotide messenger RNA. Its product is annotated as ribosomal protein L44. NCBI's taxonomy places the organism in Eukaryota, Fungi, Microsporidia, Ordosporidae. Gene Ontology annotation, cellular component: ribosome; cytosolic large ribosomal subunit. The transcript has a single exon. The coding region runs from base 1 to 315 and encodes 104 amino acids. Gene Ontology annotation, biological process: translation. Gene Ontology annotation, molecular function: structural constituent of ribosome. The record is from RefSeq and is a predicted model, not a curated record.
AUGGUGAACAUUCCAAAGACAAGGAAUACGUACUGUAAGAAGUGCAAUGGAUACUCCAAUCACAAGGUUUCACAGUCAAAGGCAUCGAAGCGUAAUCCAAAUGCGCAAGGAGAAAGGAGAUACGCAAUAAAGCAGAGAGGAUACGGAGGACAAACAAGGCCUGUCCUGAGAAGAAAGGCAAAAGUUACAAAGAAGUUUGUACUGAAGCUGGAAUGCACCACCUGCAAGUUUGCACAUCAGAAACCUCUUAAGAGAGCCAAGCAUGUGAUACUGGGAGGAGAGAAGAAAACAAAAGGAGAAGCAUUGAUUUAUUAA